AUGAAGACUGACCUUCGAGCAGCUCUGAACGAAAUUCUUGCAACUGCCCUUGGUGUUUUGGUGGAAGGUUGUAUAUUUCCAAAACAAAAAGAUCCAGUUGCUAUCUUACGCAAAAAACAUCCACACUUGAGGAUAGUCCUCUCCGAAGGUUCUCAGCUCAAGGCCGAAGAAUUAAUGGCUGGUUUUGAUGGCCUCCAAUUCCCCAAAAGAAAACAAUGGCUUGCCAACAUUAAAAGCGGAGCAUUCAAGAUUCUACCCAUUGAGAAUUAG
Molecule: messenger RNA, 270 nt
Organism: Puccinia triticina
Lineage: Eukaryota; Fungi; Basidiomycota; Pucciniomycetes; Pucciniales; Pucciniaceae
Exons: 2
Coding region: 1-270 (89 amino acids)
Biological process (GO): regulation of release of sequestered calcium ion into cytosol
Cellular component (GO): sarcoplasmic reticulum lumen
Molecular function (GO): calcium ion binding
Source: RefSeq, a predicted model, not a curated record